Molecule: messenger RNA, 4357 nt
Organism: Oncorhynchus mykiss (rainbow trout)
Lineage: Eukaryota; Metazoa; Chordata; Actinopteri; Salmoniformes; Salmonidae
Gene: fbxl9
Product: F-box and leucine rich repeat protein 9
Biological process (GO): SCF-dependent proteasomal ubiquitin-dependent protein catabolic process
Cellular component (GO): SCF ubiquitin ligase complex
Molecular function (GO): protein binding
Source: RefSeq, a predicted model, not a curated record
UGACACCGAAUGUUCAUGUUGACUCCCUGAAGAGAAUUCCUGGUGUGAUUGGUACCCGGCAUCUGACCCGUUGGGUGAAUGGAGAAAAAUAAAGUAUUUCAGUCCUGUUGUUUUUUGAUGAAGAGCAAAUACAUACGCGUGUGAAGCUUGUUUUUUUUCCUUCCGGAUACGCUGUAAGAGCUUUCGUUCCCAUACCAUUGCAGUGUAAGAAUUGUAAAGGAUUUCGCCAUGUUUCAAGUGUGUGCAGACGGACAGAGUAUAUUGAAGAACGGUGUGUAGAAGGAGGAAGGAUGAAGAAGAUUGAGGUAGUAAAAGUUAGCGAGAUAAAUCGAAUCUCCUAUGCGGAGGCGAUUAAAAUAAUUGAGAAAACAAGUGAUGGUAGUGGACGCACCUCAGCCUGUGGUAAAUGUUUGAUGCCAGGCAAAAUAUACACUGUGUGUUAAAAAGGUGGAUUUUGUGGCAUUCAUUGCCACAGUUCUAAACUGUUACACACACGUUUCAAAGAAAUUAUUGUGGUAGCGGCAGAAAAGUUUUUGGGAUUUAAGGAUUUUACAUUGGAAGACCCGCCCUCCCAGGUUCCCCUUGAGUCUGUAGGGAUCAGAUCUGUUUUUUUGUUUUUUUACAGAAAAGUUGUUUUGAUUUAUUUUAGUUCAUUUAUUGUGUUGUAGUUUUUGUAUUUCGUUACAUUUUGGGGGACUCCUGUUUCAAUCCCGCACAGUAGGUGGCAGAAUGCACAUUCAAUUGUGCGAUUGCCAAUCUUCCAUAAAAUAAGAAGAAUCCUACCCCGAUCCUUAAAAAGAAGCUCCUGGUUUUAGUGUUACGUCAGAGGGUUUGUUUUGAUCUGCAGUCAGCUGAGGGACCAUCUGUGGCGCUGGCAAAGUGAAGAGGGUGAUGACAUCUUCGUGCUCUAAAUUAAAUAACUGUUAAAGUGAGAAUUAAAAUGCAUCAAAAGAGCUCAACUUGGCGAACCAGGUCUGAUUGGGACGUGAAUGAAUGAAUGCAUGAAACUAGCACGAUUGAAGAUAGCUAGCUAAUGUAAUGAUUAACUAAACUAGCCCGAGAGGACGCUAGCUAGCUGGAGAGCUACCGUUCACGUUAGUUAGCUGACAGCACUUGAUGUCGUAGCUAGCUCAUCAGCGAACAUCGGAAUUGAAAAUGCUUGACAGAUAUUGACAUUAUCAAUAUAAUGGACUACACUCCAUCUUGUAAUCCAAGGAUGUGACUGGGGAUGGGAGAAAUAACCAUGGAAACGCCUGAGUUACCUCUUGAGAUCGUCACCUACAUCCUAAGUUUCCUCAAAGCAUCAGACAGGAAGGAAGCCUCUCUGGUCUGCUGGAGCUGGUAUGAUGCGAGCCAAGACCUCCAAUUUCAGAGGAAUGACACCUUCAAGUUCCCAGCCUCUAUCUCCUCCCUGGAUCUGAUCCGGGGCCUGAGUAGGCGUUCCCGCUGCAGCCUGGUCAUAAGCCAUCUGGAUGGGUCCAGUAUGUCCCGGGCUGUGCUUCAGGAGAUAGGGCUCCAUCUAGGCCCUCGGCUGGAGAGCCUGGCCCUGCCAGGAAGCAGCGUGACCGAGUCUUCCCUCCUGGCCCUGCUGCCCCACCUGACCGCCCUGCGCAGGCUUGACCUCCGUGGCCUGGACAGCCUCUUCAUGUCUGGAGCCUUCCUGUCCAAAGAAGAGCACCGCCAGCAGGUGGGGGUAGCUUUAGCAGGUCUUGAGGAGCUGGAUCUCUCUGACCUGCGCUAUCUAUCAGAUCUCACCUUCAACCGACUCACAGGCUGCACUCUCAGACUUCGCCGUCUCUCCCUGGCCGGCUGCCACAUCGCCUUUGAGUUUGACCCGUACCGUGGCUGCCCCGUGGGGCCUGACUCCUCUGCCCUGCUCUCCCUACGUAACCUCCGCAGGUUGCUGCAGGAGCAGGCCUCCACCGUGCGGGGGCUGGACCUGAGCAGAACUAGCAUCACCCCAGAGUCGCUGCGCUCCGUGGCCCAGGUAGGGGGCCUGUCUCUAGAGGAGCUGCGUCUGCGGGGCUGCAAGGAGCUGACAGACUACUCUGUGGAGGUGCUCUGCAAGCACCAGCCUGGCCUCCGGAUCCUGGACCUCAGCGCCUGUACAGAGCUCACCAGCCGGGCUGUACUGGCUGUGGCCCUGAGCCUGAAGGGCCUCCGGUUCCUCUCUCUGUCCCGGGACUGGAGGAUGACGGAUAAAGGGCUGGCCGACCUGAUGAUGCUGCCGGAGCUGAGGAACCUGGAUCUGUCUGAGUGCCUGCAUGUCAGUGGGGCUGAGAUAGUGAAAGGGCUCUCUGCCCUGGAGCCCAGGGCACGGUUGGAGACACUCAGCUUCAAGAGCUGCACCUAUAUCAGAGUCAGUGAUCUGGCUGUGUUCUCUCUGGCUCGGCUGCUGGGCUCCAGUUUGCGGGAGCUGGACCUCACCUCCUGCGUCUACCUCACAGACCUGAGCGUGCGCGCUAUCGCCACCUACCUGCCCGGGCUGGUGGUGCUGCGACUGGGCUGGUGCAAGGAGAUCACAGACUGGGGGCUGCUGGGCAUGGUGGAGCUCACCAAGGAGUGUGAGCCCAGCAAGGAAAUGGAGGACAAGGGGCCCAGCUUCACCCGUACUUUUGGAAAUAUGGGUUUCUUCCGGCCUCCCAGCAUGCCCUUCCAGGAGAAGCCCCGGCUGGUGACGGACGAGGACCUGGGGGUGUUCAAGGAACAGGACGGGUCCUCACUGCUGGCCCUCAGGAGCCUCCAGGAGCUCGACCUGUCUGCCUGCUCCAAACUCACUGACAGCAGCAUCACACAGGUGCUGCGUUAUCCAGACCUCCAGCGCCUCUCUCUCUCCAUGCUGCCUGAGAUCAGUGAUGACAGCCUGGCGUCGGUGGCCUACCACUGCCGCAGCCUCACCAGCCUGGCACUCAGCCACUGCCCCCAGAUCAGUGACCAGGGUAUCGCCCGCGCCGCCCCCUACCUCGCCAGGCUGCAGCACCUCUAUCUGUCCUGCUGCGACGCAGUCACGGAUAGGUCUCUCUCCAUGCUCGUCCAACACUGUAAGAGAUUGCGGACGCUGGACAUCUCCAUGUGUAAAGACAUCUCCAUAACAACAGUGGACCUCCUCCAAUCCCAGCUGCCCUUCCUAGAGAAUGUCCACUGCCGCUUUGUGGGCGGAGCUGACCUGACCCUCACACUCUGAUAGGGUUCUGACUAGGUGGAAUACAACUACGACUAGAAGGUACUUUUUCGUACCAGGUUAGGAGAAUGAUAAGAUUCGCUAAAAUGUUCUCCUAACUUGCUACGAAAAGUAACUUCUGGUCGGAGCUGUACUCCAUUUAGUCACAACAUAAAAUGAUCCAGAAACGUUCUGUUUGAAUUACAAUUCAGUACCUGCUCUUAUUAUCCAGAGUUUAUUUGUAUUAGAUCCAGUAAUUAUCUUAGUUUUAACCCCUGUAAACCCUAAUAUGGGGUGUAUGUAUUACUCGGUAAGGACCCAUAUGGCCAGUGUCUUAGACUCAAAUUAAGUCUUUGAUGAAUUGAGAAUCUGCAAAUUUCCAUCCCGUGUGGACUAAAAGUCCGUCUCGUCUAGGACCAAGAUUAAUCGGAGUCUGAGAAACCGUCCUUUAAAGUCCUCCUUCAGUGUAUGCCAGGGGUGGGUAACUGUCGGCAUGCAGGCCCACACAAAAUAAGAACUGUCAGGUGUACUGUUGAACACAGGAGGUUGGUUAGUGGUACCUUAAUUGGGGAGGACAGGCUCGUGCUAAUGGAAUGGUAUCAAACACAUGGUUUCUAGGCGUUUGAUGCCAUUCCAGCCAUUAUUAUGAGCCGUUCUCCCCUCAGCAGCAUCCACUGCUGUUAGAAUACACAAGGUGCAAUUUCAAAAUGUGAUUGUGCGUCAGCAUUUUUUUAAAUGUAAUUGGUUAGUCUAUGGAUGUGGGUACACAGACCCGAGCCACUGUGGACCCUCUUUUUUUUAUUUUUUUGUGGCCCCCCCACCCCCAUCGCUGGUGUAAACUGUGCGAUAUAAGGUCACUGUUAAUCUCGGUUUGUUUGAUUAGAAUGUGUCUGGUUUAUGGAGCUGAGGGACCAAAUCAGUAGAUGCUGCACAAACCUUUAACUGGCCUAGAAGAUGUGCUCGGAUUUAAAAAGCACCUUGUAGUUGAUCUCAGAACCAGAUCUCACACUGUAGAGAAAUAUUGAUAUCUAUUCAUCACAUUUUUUUUGUUUAGCUGGCUUAAUAUGUAAUUUUGUAUUCAACUUAAUUUAAACACUGCCACUGAAGGAAGCAAAACUGUUUGUUUCUUUGAAAAUGUAAUAUGUAUCAAAUGUAAGAUCUAGUUUCAAUAAAUGUAUGCUUUUCUCUUGCUUAGAA